GCAACGAUCGGCCAGAGGAGAGGAGGGGAAAGGAAUUGACAGGGAAGUGGCUAACGUAGUGAACGAAUUCAAGGCAACUAGUGCCUGGCUGCAUGUAAACAUUGUUCAUGCUCGAUUGUUUUACAUCUUGUAGCUUCCGUUCACCACUAUGACAACGGAACAAAGAUUCAACGCGGCUGUUGAGGUGAUCCGUGGUCUACCAAAGAAUGGAUCAUUUCAGCCUUCACACGAACUUCAGCUCAAGUUCUAUGCCUACUACAAGCAAGCAACACUAGGAUCCGUAGCAGAAUGCAAAGUACCCAAGCCGAGAUUCUGGGACAUCGUAGGCAAUGCAAAAUGGGAUGCUUGGAUGAAACUUGGCGACAUGUCAAAACAAGAGGCCAUGGAAAAAUAUGUAGAGGAACUUGUCAAGGUUGUUAAAAAGUGUCAAGAAAAUGCCACAGAGGAGCAGAUCGUCGAGGCAAUGUCAUACACUGACCAUGUGGCCAAGUUUGUGGAUCUUCUUGGCCCCUUGUUUGACUCUGUGCCACCUCAGAUGGCUGCUUUAUUGCCACAGGCCAAAGUGAAUGGUAAUCGGGAUUCUGAAGAUGACAUAGAGACAAUCGAAGCUCCAGAGCAGGAGCAGCCAUUGUACUCUAAGGCAGACAAAAAACAGAGUGAAGAGAAACCUGAACGUAAAGCAGCAGCAGGAGGACUGAAUGGCCAUGGAUCUGACUUCGAGAGUGAUGAGGAGGAAUUUUCAGACACCUAUGACCACAUGGGAGACGAGGAUGAGAGUGGAUCACCCGAGCCACGGGAGCAAGAGGCCUCUGGCAUGGUGGCUACUGCAGUGAACGAGGCCCUCAUGAACGGCUCAGACCGGGUCUUGGUGCAAGACAGCAAGAGCCAGCUUUGGGCUUUCUACCCAGAUGGGUCCAAAAAAUCCAAUGGGGAGCUGGCCUUUGUGCGGGGAGGUGGCGACGACAACCCUCACAGGGGUGCACCGCUGCCCAGGUCUGGGCCUGGGGCUGGACGCCUACCCCGAUCGCAUCGUCGUCGAGAAGCAGAUGGUGGAGCCGAGGGGCCUGCGUGGCCUACGCGGUCAGCGGGGCGAUUGCCUGGUGCGACAGGUGGCAUGGGCAGCGGUGGCAGCAGCGGUGGCCGGCCCCAGCUCGCCCUGGAAGUGAGCGAGCAGCUUGCAGUGGCUGUGCUACGGCUGCAGCAAACCAUGGACGAGGUAGUGGCACGCCUCGAGGUGCUCGAGACCCUACUGCAGCAUGCCAAGGCACCACAGAGCCAGCGCUGGUGGCUCUUUGGAGGUGUUGCACCACACGUCCUGGUGCUCUUGUUUGCCUGGCCUGUGGUUUUUCAGCUUGCCUUCUACAUCUUCAGCCAUCGGAGACGCAGACAUCUUAGAUGAAUGCUGCAUUUGAAGCCUAAAUGGGUGCAACACUCAUAAACAAAAGAGAUUGGCAUUCCUUUCACACAAAAGGCCGACUCUUUAAUUAAUGUUCCAGAUUCUGGUGCAGUUUUCAUGUGCACUGGUUAUAGUAGGUUUGUUCUUUUAUAUCUUGUGCUGCUAGUAUUUGCAUGGCCACAGCCAGUGAAGCGUCCAAUGUACAGCUGUUUGCGGCAGGAAUCAUUGCGUGCAGAUGUUGCUGCUGGUGCAUAAGGCAAGAGGCUUAUGAAACUGAAAAAACAAUUGCGUUUCGGCGUUUCUUACCUUUUAAAUGCAUUAUAGUAUUUCUGUUGCAUUGCCCACAAGUAUGCGAAAGCACCGCUGCUUCUUCCUGUUGUCAGCACAAUGUCUAUUCUGCAAUUUGUAGUUGUUAAGAGUGGCGUUGGAGCAGCAUCAUUUAAUGUGUCCGCUGCAAUUGAUUGUGCUUUUCCAUCGAAGACGAUCUUUGAGGUUUUUUUUUUUCUCUUUUUUUAAUGCCUGCAAAUUGACUUGGAAGAAGUUGGACGUACUGUUGAGGGACAUAGCACUUGAAGCAUUAUCAUGUGAAAAUGAUUAUGUAAUAUACAAGCUCCACAAAUGCCUGCACAUAUUUUAGAGACUGUUGUUACAAGAAAAUUUGUUUGUUGUUAUGGCAUUAAUGACUCAAGAAGCCACAAAAUCCAGAAGCAACAAAGAAUUUUAGUUGCCUUUAGGUGCUAUCUUAAUUAAUGCAUCACCCUUGGUUCUAUGAGUAUGUGCAAUAUGUAAAUGACUUGUCUCUAUGCUGUAAGCAUUAAGUUUUUGUAUACACUGUACAUUUUCUUGUCAUUAUGAGCAGGCAUUCUGAAAUGUAAUUUUGUUAGUAAUUAAGGAAAGUUAUUGUUCGUUGUGCUUUUCCUCUACUGGUUUGUGCAAAGUAUUAGCUGAGAAGUGGUACAGAAUCUCAUUUCAAAGGGACAUCAAAGCCAGACAUUAGUCAAGCUAUAUUGGUAGAUUAGCGUUUGAAUAUAUAUUAAGUGUGUCAUUGUCAUUAACAUGACUUUCUCAAAGGAGAAAAAAAGACAUGAACAUGAAAGAGGAGUGGGACCACUAUUUCAAAAAUGCGGAACAAUUAGGUAGGCUCCCACUCAUGUGCUUUGUCCUAGCCACAAUUUGUAAAGGGUAGUCAGGAAUUGGGGAUAAAAAUUGAUUGUCUCGUGGGAUUUAACUUCUCCCAAAGCAACUCUGAGGCUUUGAGAGACGGUGCACUGGAAGGCUCUGAAUUAAUUUUGACUACCUGGGGCUCACUAAAGUGAACCUAACUCUAAGUACACGAGUGUUCUUGUGUUUCACCCCAGUCAAAUUGCUGGCGUUGUGGCCAGGAAUCGAACCCUCGACCUCGUGACAAGCUGCAGAGUGUAAUAGCCACAGGGCUGAGCAAACAUGGCAGGUGGUGAUAAUAAUCAAAGUGCAUUACACUUGAGAAAGAAGAUGCAGGUUGUGUCACUUCUUUUCCCAUUAAACAAAAAAGAAUUUCCUAAAGGCUCUCUGAUGUGACUUCUUCACACUGCUCUAUUGAAAGACACUAGGCGCCUUUCGCCUGGUAAUACAAAGAGCACUGGAGCAUGGAAAUUAAAACAAUUAGUGGAGUAUAGAAAUCUUGCACUGUGAUGAUGUGUUGAUAUGCUUUGCUCUAUUCUUGGGGAAAUUUAAUAAAAAUGUCUUCAUUUGUUAUUUAGUUCGUUGCUACAGUAAGUCAUGUAGUCACUCUAGCUUGACUCAAUAUUUGCUUUCGUGUCCCUUAAAAGAAAUUAAACUGCGUCUGUUAAGGCUUGCAUGUCUUGUUGAAGAGAAGUGAGAACCAUAUGCCAUGCUGCUUUUGAUAGAGAAAUCAGGGGUAGGAAUCGUGUGCCAAUUGUGCCAAGCAAAUUGCUGUACCAAAUUGUGCAGUAGUGGAAAAAUGACCGAAAUUGCGCCAUGCUGUGCAACUUUUCGCAGCUUUGGGCUUUGGCAGGCAUCAGCAUAAGAUCGCCGGCAUAGUGCAGGGCGUUAUGUCGUUAGUCUCAGAGUGUGCUUAAAAGUAACUUUCUCAUUCUGGCUGUCAGUGGGCACCAACAUCCACAACCAAUUAGGCCCUCUGAAUAAAACUAAAGGUAGCGACAUUCUUUUAUCUUGCCGUCUGAGCCAGCGAGCGAGGGCAAGCUAGGAGGUCUGGGGCUUAUCUGCGAAUCUUUUGUUGGUGGAGCGGAAUCGCAUGGUUGUGCUCGCACUGUUUCCACAGAAAUGCACACAAGUGACUGCAUGCUGCCGGCUGCGCCUUUUGUUUUCUUGUUUUUUGUUUUGACUCAAGCCGGCGCCACGACAGCUGCUCUUGGGUGUGAUGCGCAGCCCCGUGGUCGUGGUGAUAGUAAAUCCUGAUAUCGUGUUGAUUGCAUAGCUGUGCAGCGCAUUUGGCGCAAUAAAAAAAAUGCUAAUUGCAACGGUGCAUGGCAAGGGAAGGUGCUUGUGGCGAGGAGUCUCGAAGAGGGAGAGCUCUAAUUAGGAGGAAUGUUUAUUUGGAGGGCUUACACCCAAUCAUUCAAUGUAAACUCCAGUGUCUAGGUACUUCUAGCGAGUCUAGUGAAUGGCAAAGCAAAGUCAAGUAAUGUGCAGAAUCUUGGUUUGAGAUAGUUGCUGCUGUCACAUUGCCUAGAAAUCUCAGGAUAAACCACUGUGAUGUUCACUAGCCCUUGACUCUUCACAGCUUCUGUUGAAAACAACUUUCAUCACUUUGCUAGCAUUCAAAACAAAAAUAGUAUGAAAAAUGCCUCUAGGCUGCUCUUCAACACUUCUUCAAUGCUGCAGAAUGAAAGGUUUUGCGACUCUUACCCCACUUCAAUAUAGUAACACUCUAAAUUGAAAUUUGCAGGCUCUGGACUGCUCUAAUUAAGAGAUGUGUGUGCUACAGACUGCUCCAAAAUUAGAAGAAGUCACUACAAAAUUACUUUGGGCAUUUUUGGGCCUUCCCACCCCUGAGAAAUGUAUCUCAAUUUUUUCUCCACUGUGUAUUGCUUUUUUCUUUCUUUUAAUGAUAGCUUCUUAUGCUGAAAAGUGUCAUUUGGUAGCUGCACAGGCACUGUUAUGACAGCAUUAGAAAGCUUCCCUUUUAUGUGAUGCUACACUCAAUUCCGUCCGAAAGUACAGCCAUAGCAUAACUGCUCUCCAUUACUUUUAAAAUCUUGUUUGAACAUAGUUACUUCAUUCUGGAAUCAAAAGUGGUCAAAUAAUGACAUAUUCACUGUAGCUUUGUUUAGCAUAAACUGUAGUAUGGGACCAGAUACCAGCAAUGUGAAAGAACAACUGAUGGACUCUAGCAACCACGUUUGAAGUGGUCACCCUCAGCUGAACUUAUUCAAGCCUAGAAUUUCAUGACAAAGCUUGGGAUGGGGGAGUUUCGAGGUUAAGCACCUUAUCUCUACACUUGUGUCAGAUUUUGAUGCAGGUGGCUAAAGGAAAGGCAUGUAUGAUAUGGUACCCCAAUAUUGACAAUGCACUUGAAGUUAAGCAUAAAUGUGAGAAUGUGGCAAUCCUGAAAGUGACUACCUGUCUCUCAUUUUCAUUGUGCUGCCUUGUUAUGGAGCAGCAUAUUGUGUAGCAACCUAUCGAGCCUUGUGGAUUAAGGAAGUAAGACUGCAGAGUAAUGGAGUAAGAUUGCUUAGCAAUGUAAAAAGCUGUGAGGCAAGCAGCCUCUUUGACUACUACUGUCAGUACUGUUGCUUCUGUGAAAAUGGUAAACUUAGUGUUGACUGCACUAUUUUAGGCUGCCCUGGCAUUUGUAAAGUUGUGGGGUUAUAUUUAGCAGCAUGCUUCUGGCGUUCAUAAAAAAUGCUGCAGCUUGCACUGAGUGCAAAAGUGACAUGUCUCAUAUUUCCUCUAUUCAUUGCCCACCACAUUCCAGUGUAUUUUUUACCCCAUUAGUACCUUGACAAGCUGUCUUGCAAGUGCAAGAUGAAGAGAGUUUGUGUGGCACUGACAAGCCCGAGAGAUUGAGUUGCUUGAGCACAAAAUGACCAUUCAGGCAGUGCUGUACGAGCCCAACAAUAGCACUAUUUCUGAAUGUUGUGAAAGUUUGUGGAGAAUGGCUUAUGCUUGGCUUGCGAUUUAUAGAAAUAUGGCAGCUGCAAGAAAGAGUACGUUUCUUGUGUAUUUGUGUACGCUGAAGGCAAAAGGUAAAGUUGAAAUGAGAGUACUGUUCUAAAAUGACAAGUAUGCCAUUGUUGCCAAGAGAACAGGUUCUGCAGACAAGUAAAUAACGGAGACGUAAUAUACUGGUUAUGCUGCCAACUUUAGAAAUGUGGAAAACAAGCUGCUGCUGUAAUUUGCGGUAAUUUGUCUAGAGUGUCCAAUGCUUUAAAGAAGCAAGUUCAUUGCUCUUGAUAGUGAAAUGAAAUGCACUUUAGCUGCUCUUAUUGGAUCUUCACUUGGAAAAAAUGGUACUGCACCAAAAUUCACUUCAAUCACUUUCACUUUCAAUCAUGGCUUAUUAAACCUACAGAAAUAUGAGCUGUCUUCACCUGAUGCAAAGAAGUUAUUUGUGGAGCAAUAUUCUGUGGUACAGUCCAUGCCUAUUGCAACAGAUUCGCGUGUACUUUUGGGUAUAACAAACCGUUCUUGUCUCUUAGUUUGGUCAGCCUAUAAUAAUGCAAGGAAUUCUGCUACUAUGGACAAAUUUUUUUAGAGUAUUUGUAUGCAUGAUGCAUAUACAUCAUUUUGCUGCGGCGAUGCAUCCAUGUAGCAGUGGACUGCACGCAACUAUUUCCGGCUAUUUGUGAUAUGUGCCAAAAUCAAAUUUUUCUUAAGGAAAGCACUAGUGGCAAGAUUCCUGCAACUGCAUGAUGCCCUGCUAAUUAACGUAGUGUAGUCGGGCCAACCAAGCAAGUGGCUCACCGGGGCCCAUUGCUAUGGGCUUGGUGUAGAGCAGGUUCUGCUAGGCCUAACCCACUUCACUUUGAAGCUGUAGCAUAUGGCGCUUUAAGCACUAUCAUGAACUGCAUCAUUUCGAGAAUGCUUCAAUUUCUUAUCGUGUCAAUUUGCAUAUGAAAGAAGAUAUGCUGCUGUUAGCAGCAUGCACAUUCUGUCGCGUGUGAUGCUGUUGAUUGAACGCGCACAUUUCAGCGGCUGCCAAAUGGGGCUCGAAGUUGCAGCCUAUAGCUCUCAUUCAUGCCACAGGUUUGACAUUGGCCAUCGCUUGUCAGAGACGAAAUUAAGACACAAAUUUAUUCUAACCUCUGUUUUAUGUAAGAGAGAGAGAGAGAGAGAGAAAAAACUUAUUGGGUCCAGCGUUUGUGCCAUCGGCAGCAGCAAUGCACUUGGGCCGAAUGGCCAGCACGUGUGAGGGAGCUCGCCGCAACAGCAGAAGUAUUGCUUGAACACAUCUUUUUUUCUUGCCAACAGGAAAAUCUUGCCAUUGUAUGGAAUGGAAAUGCUCUAAUGUGGGAAAUUGCCAUCUAUCAGUAGCCAGCAUCGGGAAAACAGUGGACAUCAAGACACUGUGCCACUGGUCUGCUUGUAUAUCCUGCCACAGCCUCAAUCCACUGAUUUAUUUAGGAUUGCCCCCAGGUUCCAACAAUCAAACAAUAGAGAGCAGUUUAUGUGAAGUUUUGCCAUUUUGCAACAUACUGUGGCCCUAAUUUUGUAUAAAACGGAUUUCAAAUAUAACGGGGCUUUUGCUGGGUUAUUAUGGUCUGUUUUAACAUGCGUCGACUGUAUAAUCAUUUCAACUAACUAUUUUAUCUUCAGCAUCCCCCAUGUAGUCCAAGGUGGUGUAUUCCAUGCAAACGUUUGCAACAUAUUUUGUACUUUGUGAUGUACUGAAAAGUUGUUGGAUAUAGAGAGCAUAUGUAAAAAAAAAAGAACAAAUGGGUGCAAUGUCUAUUUUUGCCUAGUGCCCUUCUGAACAUGCCUGCUUUGCACAGGCACUAACACGAAGUUGUGCUCAAUGAUAAAUGACAGCAGAGUGGGGAUUUUAAGUUUUGCUGUUUAGAGGGGCAAAAUGCAGCAUUUCAGUUUCUGUACUUUCUGAAUAGCAACCUCUAAAUUUUUUAAAAAUGUGUUUAUGCUCUUUGAUUCAGCUGCAAUCUUUUUGGAUGGCAUGUUUAGACUUUUUUCUGUUGAUCGUACAGAGGUUUAUAUGUGUAGUACUCUAUGUGCUGUUUCAAUAAACCAUGUUUUUAUGCGAG
This is a messenger RNA of Dermacentor albipictus, 7614 nucleotides long. RefSeq names its product acyl-CoA-binding domain-containing protein 5-like. Gene Ontology annotation, molecular function: fatty-acyl-CoA binding. Gene Ontology annotation, biological process: fatty acid metabolic process. Gene Ontology annotation, cellular component: cytoplasm. The record is from RefSeq and is a predicted model, not a curated record. Lineage: Eukaryota; Metazoa; Arthropoda; Arachnida; Ixodida; Ixodidae.